Messenger RNA from Cydia splendana, 4237 nucleotides. Its product is annotated as TP53-binding protein 1-like. Gene Ontology annotation, molecular function: histone binding. NCBI's taxonomy places the organism in Eukaryota, Metazoa, Arthropoda, Insecta, Lepidoptera, Tortricidae. The record is from RefSeq and is a predicted model, not a curated record. Gene Ontology annotation, biological process: positive regulation of transcription by RNA polymerase II; DNA damage checkpoint signaling. Gene Ontology annotation, cellular component: nucleus. The coding region runs from base 322 to 3852 and encodes 1176 amino acids. The transcript has 11 exons.
CAACAUUAAAAAUCAACAAGCAAGCGGGUCGGGGCUGCGGAGCGGCCGACUGUUUGACUUUCUUUCGUCGGUGUUUUUGCUUCACGUGUAUUUCUUCGUAACAUAUUUGCCCUUUUAAAUAUUCUUUGUGAAAUAUUGAUCGCUAUGUAUUAAUACCAGCUCUUGGUCACGAAAACUUUCUCUGUUUAAUUGCUUAGUUGCAAAAAUGCCUAGUGUUACAAAGUGACAGAUGUUUUGAGUGUAGAAUCUCGUCAUUUCUGACUUGAAUACAUAGUUAUAUCAUAACACUAAUCUCUGGUCGUGUUAAAAGAGUUACCAGCCAUGGAAUCCGACCCCCAGGAGACGGGCCUGUCCUCCGGAAAUGGAGUGAAGACAAACGGCAACACGUCACAGCCACUGUUCCCAGAGAGCCCUGUAUACGAGCCGGAGGAAGAUGCAGUCUUGGGGAAGGAUGAAACGUCAGCCAUUCUUCUUGACGAUAGCAAAGAAGAACCACUUGAAGGGAAAGAUGACAUACCAACAUUGCAAUCCAAGAGGAAACUCUCAGACGAAGCAGAAGACAGCAGCGCUAAAAUACAGAAACUCGAUAAUACCGAAUUCACAGUCAACACACAAAACCUCGACGAAGAAGUAUCGGAAAUCAUCAGUGCAGCCAAGAAAGAUAUCCUACCAUCCAGAGUUCAAACUCCUGUUCGAUCCAGUCCUAGACUUAAAAGGAGCAACAGCGCUGAUAUUACUAAACCUAAAACACCAAGAACGCCCAAAAGCCGCCCAGCCAGUGUCGAUAUUACCAAAGAAAGAAAGACCCCUAAGAAAUUGAAAAUAGACGAUAAAGUAGAGCGUCCAAGCAUUGAUCCAAGUAAAGAACCAUCCAAAGUUCCUGAAACCAUUGCUGAAGAAAGUGGGUCUGAAAUGAAUGAUUCGCAAAAUUUCCAUCUAGUACUAUCUCCGAAUACCGAUGACGAUGCAUUGUCCAAAACUAUUACUAAUAACUACAGCAGUGAUCCAGUAUUAGUCAAGGAUAGAGAAGAAAUUAUAAGCCCAGGGAAAAUCAAUGAAACUCGAAGCGAAGGGUAUAACUACUCUGAUCAAAGUAAUCUUUCUCAACCGAAAAGACUGGAAUUCAAUAAAGGCAAAACCACUGAUCAAGAGAGUACAGAUAGUGUGGAAUCUCCACCGAGUCCUGAUCAUUUACCCACUGUUGCUUCGAAACUAAUCUCUAAAUUAUCUAAUGGAAAUUCCUCAACCCCAACUGAAUUAUCUUCAGGGAAAAGGACAGAUGAUAGUGACAGUACUCCUGAUAUUUUAAAGCUUACUAAUAAUUUGAAGCGUGGUAAAAAUGAGUCUUUUCGUGUUAGUAAUAACACAACUCCAUCAACAAUCUCGCCGCUGCAAAACGGGCACGGCAGAACGGAUACUUUAUCUGAAACGCAGCCGCAACCUAUAUUCGAUGUCGUAGUAAAUUAUAAUGAAGACGGCGAGUUCCUAUCACUAUACGUCGUUAAAACAGACAAUGAUCUGGGCUUGGAUAUGUGUCGCGAAUACCAAAGAUUUUCGAAACGCUUCACAAUCGACCCGUAUUUAGGCGAUGUAUCGGUCAGUACUUCGCCCUCAAGCGUUACAAGCACAGGUAUGAUCAAUCUACCUAUCAAUAGAACAUCUUUCGCAUCAACAGUCAGUUCCACUUCAAGUUCAAGUAAUAGGACUAGUGAUGGGGCGUUCGUAGUUCCUCAACCACCAAGAAAAUCAGUUGUAAACCCUAUCAGCUCAGUUAAAGGUUUUGAUGCUGUAUUGAAGAAAGUAAAUGAUGUUUUCACUCACGCUAAAGAGGCUUUCGAGGGCUACCGUUCGUGUAGUGACGAUAAAAUCUCAGUUGGCGUCCAAACUACUCCCUCUACCGAUUCAUUAAGCAAUGGGAAUCUAAGUCCGGAGGAAUCCUGCAAAACUGAUAAAGCGACACCAAAGAGUUCUCUUAAGAAAACCAGAGUUAGAGGACGACGGAAUCUUUCAAGCAAAACUAAGAGGAAUAUCUUACCAACUCAAGCGGAAGAGCCUGAAUAUAUGCACGGGAUGAAUUCUCCAGAAAUGGUGCCAACGAAUGGGGAUACCGAAAAGAUUUUGAAGUCUCCUAAAUCUGAGAAACCGCUAUCAUCGCUAGUUGCAACUCCAAAGUCCGUGUCUAAGCUGAAACAGAAACGCAGACCUACAUCUCCUAGGCCUGCUACUCCGGUUGAAAAGUCUUUAGUUAAGACGGAGUACCCGGGUUAUGCUCCUGACACUGCAGUUUUAGCUAAAUGGGUGGACAAACGGUACUAUUCAGGAAAAGUCCUAGAGAUAACGGAGCCUAAUAAAUACUUGAUCAAGUUUGACGAUGGGCAGUCGAAGGUUUUGUUGGAUGAUUUCAUUAUAUUUGGGGAUACGAAGACACUGCCGUUGCUUGGUCAGUCGGUGUAUGCAAUGGUUGAUGAGGAGCAGAACUAUGAGCCGGGUUUGGUGCUUGGAGUUGAAGAGAAUGAUAGUGGUACCGUCACAUAUAGGUGUACUACUGAUGGCGACACAGUGGUAAUGGUGACUGCAAGCGAGCUAUAUUUAACAGAAGACCAGGCGAGAUCGCUGAAGGAAUCAUCUCGGCCUCGGUCACCCACCUCGCCAGCUACGCCUCGCCGGCGACACCAUCGAGAAUUAGAUCUUGACAACAUUAUACAGGGUCCCAGAAGUGCAAGAUCGCGGGAUAAAGGCAACUCCAGUGCGAAGAAACGCGUGACGUCACCGAAAAGUCCUAAGGCAUCUACGUCAGGAGUUAAAACGAAAAGCACACCAGUGAGUCGCAAGCGAUUGGCAAGCGAAAGCAGCGAAAUGAGCGAAAGCAGUAAUUCAGCGCCGCCCGUCAGAUUAGAGGAGGUUGCUGGCGUAGAACCGGAGGUUCAACGGACGCCGCGCAAAAUAGACGGCGUCAAAGCGGGCCCUCUACAACUAAAAGGCGCGGCGAAACAAAACAUCGGCAAGAAGAACUCCAAACUAACCAAAUUUGAGAACGACGAGGACACGGUGUCGACUCUAGGCCCAAUCCCAGGGCCAGACAGUAAACUGUUCGCGGGGCUGCAUUUCUUGCUGACUUGUACUGAGCCGCCGAAGAAACUCAAGUCUGACAAGGGCCAAGACACGCGGCAUUACUCGUCAGAAGAAGAUGGCGAGACGACCGCGGGCACAGAUUGCGAAGACUUGGAAUUUUCCGACCGACCCUUUAACAAGGAACGGCUCAAAGAACAGUUAGAGGCUGGCGGCGGCAUCGUCUACAGCCACUUCGAUGACGUGCCAAAAGCAAAAUACAGCGUCACAAAACUGAUCGCCCCCCGUCCGUGCCUCACGGCCAAGUACAUCCAGUCGCUGGCGGCGGACAUCCGGUCCGUGACCCACCAGUGGGUCAUACUGUGCUGCACCAACAACACGCUGCUGGACACUGAUGCGUACGCGCUGCCGGCCGGCUGGUCUAUUACCAAGCAGGCGUUCGUUAACUGGGUACCAUCAUCAGGCCGACGCAACACCCAAUUCUUCAAAGACAAGGUCAUCCUCCUAUGCGGUGAUCAGGACACAUUCGUCAAAUUCUGGGAACGCGUGUGCACCCUAGUCGGGGCGACCACGCGCGUAGUAAACGAAGAGGACUUAAACAUGUCCGGUGCCCUGGCUUUAGUCACCGAAUGGGACUGUCCCCACGAAGUCCAGAACAAAGCUAACCAGGAUAAUAUCCCAUUAGUUUCAACUACAUGGGUGGUGCAGUGUCUUAUUGAAGCUAAAGUGAUCGCCCCAACCAGCCACGAUAAGUUCUCAUUCAUGUAUACGGAGCCCGAAUGAUCCUGGGACUUUAAGAAGAUACUCAUUAUACGUGAAAUUUGACACUUUAGUGAGUGGCGGAAGUGACGCUGUGUAGGUUAAGUGAUAAGUGAACAGAGGGGUACAUUCGUUGUUUUUUGUGAUAACUUGUGACAUGAAUUCCUGGUUGCGUUCUAUACUCUGUAUCUUUAGGUAUUUAAAUAAAAGUAAAUAAAAAAUUUGUACAUUUUCGGGUAGUUGUAACAUUUAUUGGUUAACCGACCAAAUACAAAACCGCCUGGAUCCGUCACUGAACGACCUGACUUUAACCUACAUUAUUUGAUCAUGUAAUGUUUUCAUCUACCCUCAACUGGCUUAAGGAGCCAUUUGAAUGUAGAUUUUGUUUACUUUUAUUUAAAUACCUAAA